Messenger RNA from Podarcis muralis (Common wall lizard), 2004 nucleotides. NCBI's taxonomy places the organism in Eukaryota, Metazoa, Chordata, Lepidosauria, Squamata, Lacertidae. The record is from RefSeq and is a predicted model, not a curated record.
CUGGGUUAGCUGCUGGCAACCCUACAAAAGAGAUGCAAGAAAUGAAUUAAGUCAUUCUGCUUUAGGUGCUUAGCAUGGGACUGAUAAAUGCUCACUCUGUUUUUCAGGAGGCGUUCACACGGUAUCAAAUCUGUGUUCUGGAUUUUCCUGGUGUUUCUUCCCCUACCCCCCUGUAAUGACCCAGCUCGAAAAGGCCUACCAUGAAGGCUAGGGGACCCUUCUGAGGUGUAGGACAACCCUGCCAUCUUGCUAGACACCUCCCAGUCUGCUGAGUUUACCUUAAACACCUAUUUACUUCUGAUCCAAAGCAAACCUUGUCUUUUUAAUGAUGUAAUGGACAAAAAUCGAGUAAGCACACUUAAAUUAACAAAUGCUUUCAAACUAAUUAAAUCAUCACUGAAUGGUCAGGUGAAUUUACCCUUCCCCCUCACCACCACAGAAGUUCAUGUCAUGCCACUGGUAUGAAUGGAAUAUCGCAAGAAGUUCGCACAAUACCUCCCAAGAUUGUGGAAAGCAUCAUACAGUUUUACCUGAAGAGCAAUUAUUGGAUAAUGCCGGGAGCCACUCAUUGACAGAAACUUCCAAACAGAAUGUUGGGCUCUGGGAAGGCGGCAGUUGGGACAGGUGAGCCAGAGCGGCUCAGUGAUGUGCUUUGUAUGUUGCCAAAUCUGGCAGCAACCUGUGGACUGCUUGUAUAUAAGUGUAAUAGAUGUCGAGUAAAAGGCCUCAGCAUCGGUUGGUGCCUUUGCACACAAAAACAAAGAAAGACACCAACGUGAAGAAAGGCCACAAAAUGGGUCUGGGUGCCUUUGCUGUGAUUCCUCCAAAUCCAGUGAGGAGGAAUCAGUUACAGAAAAUUGCUACCAAAGAGUUGGAAGACCUGGAGAAAUGGAAGGAAUGGCACAGGCCGGGGCUAAUUACCUUGACACCCCAGAAACUGGGUGGAAGAAUAUCGGAGGCCGAAGUGAGGCGGAAACAGCAACUUGAGCACAUCCAAUCUAAAUACCAGCAAAAGCUGAAGAAAGAAGAAUAUGAAAGACGCAAAAGAGAAGCUGAAGAAGCUGACAUUUUAAAAAUGAAAAUGAUCCAGAGAGAGAAAGCCAACAAGCUUGAAGAAAAACAAAGGCAACAAGAAUGGCAAAGACAUCGGAUGUUUGCUGAAGACCACUGCUUAAAAAACACUGAAUUGUUGCACAGAUUGGAUGCAAGACCAUUCAACAGAACACCUCGUCCAAUGAACCACCAUAACCUCCAGCCUACAGCCUGGACCAGGAGCCAGUCAUACAAGCAAAUCCAAAGAGAAGAAGAAAACAGAAAACUUCAGCAGAUGAAGGAAGAGCAGCGAAGAAAGGCUGAAUUGUUGGAACUUAAGAAAAGGGAAGAGGAGAGAAUAAGAAUGAAAGCGCAUCAGAAUGAGCAGAGGAGGGUGAAUAAUGACUUUCUGGACAGACUACAAAACAAUAGUCAGCCAGGUGGCGUGUACCAAUCUGGAUGUCUUGGGAAUAUGCCUUUUAUUGCUGACAGCUGGCCUGAACAUUUCCAGUAAAAAUUGAUCUACAGAACCCAAACUACAGAGGGAUUCCAGACAUAUUAUCUUGGAAAAAGCUUCAGGGAUCUAUUCUUCCUCUGCCUGCACAUCUCUCAUCGCCUUUUUUUUUUUUUUUUUUAGCCUUGCUGGUUUGACCUGCUGUCUUUCCUCUCCAGCUUAUGAGUAUUUCAAGCUAUUGAUUAUGGUGCUGCUAUUAAAUCUCAAAGAAAUUGUUUCUCUCACAGCUUGUCUUGCUUGUUGUGGCAGUUUUUCAUCUCUCAGAAGUUUUAUGUCCAUUUACUCUUGACUAGCACACCAUCUGAGCUGCAGAAACCUGGCAGUUCCGACAUGUGUGUACAUGCUCAUUUUUAAUGUUCCAGAGAGAAAAAGUAAUUUUUUAUACUGUGUGUUGUAACUGGUUUUAAUUCAAAACUCCUCUAAUGUGCAAAUGCAUAAUAAAAUAUUACAUAAAUAAA